CACCCAUUCAAUUCUCUAGCAUGAGCAGUCUCUCUUGCCUAUGUAGUUCACCCGUGCGCGAUUACGUAUGAAGGAACCACAUUAUUCGGGAAGCAGGGUAUCCUACUAAGCAGAGGAUAUAAUGGUGAACUUUUGACGGGAUUUGAUAUAAGAAACGCAAUCUACGUUUACCUAUAGUUUAUUUAUCCACCCGGAAAAGUAUAUACAUUGCGCACGGACAUGGCAAAGGCAUACAAGCUGUAUGUAGGAAUAGUCACAGGUAAGAGGCACAGUUCUGUGUUCCUGUUAAAUAACUCUUCAACCUCACACUAACUUUAUUUACUCACUGUAACUGAAUAGAAUUGCCUGUAGUCUGGUUAAUAACUGAAUUCUACAAUCAAGAUUGUAUUUCCUUUGAUAUUUAUAUCUUUCAGGUAUCAUUAAUAUUUUAUUUCUUAUAUUACGUCACUAGUUUUCGUUUAUUCAAAAUAUAACUUUGGUAUAUAUCAUAUGUAUAUAAUGUAGUCCCAUGUAACUCAGUUGGUAGAGCAUGGCGCUUCCAACACCAGGGUUAUAGGUUCGAUUCCCACUGGGGACUAGUAUAAACAUGUAUGCAUUCACUUCUGUAAGUAGCUCUCGAUAAGAUCAUCUGCUAAAUGACUAAAAUGUAAAUGAUCCUAUGUCCCUGUCUAUACUGUGAUUGACAGCAGUAAUUAGCGUGCUGGUGUGUCAGAUGAUCAGGGAAUGAUCUGCCUCUCUAUUAACAAAUAGAGUUCCCUAAUGAACAUGCCAGGAAUACCCAAACCAAUAAUAUAGACUGUCAAUAACCACAUCUAUUUGGUUCAUAGAUAAGGUAGCUUUAUCCCAUGACCCACAUUUGUAUCAUGGCUGGGUGUUGUUGUCCUGAAUAUUAUGAAACACUAACAGUGUUCUUGGAUUGGAUGCAAGACUAUCUUUAGUAAGGUUAUCAGUGUUGGGAAUCCCAGAAACCCAAGCUGGGGGUAUUACUGUCAAAUUUCUAAUCACAUUAAGCCCACAACCUUUGCUCUGUUCUUAACUUUCGGAUUCUAAAACAAAUUAAUUGUAUGGAUUUGACUUGAUGUUUGGGCAUUGUGCGACCAGCUCUGUUUGUUUUCUGGUUGUAGCUUUGGCCCUAUGCAAAUACUCCCUGGCAGAAUGGAAUGCAACUGAGGAGCCGGCCAACAAGACUGUAUCCCUCCAUCACCAAGGCAACAUAAACAACUUCACAGGUAUAUUGUUUCCCCCCUAGAGAAACAUAAACCUAUGGAGGGAUAAUCAUGCCAUAAAAGUUUGUUUGAAGUUUGAAGAAGGCGUACAUAAAAGUAUUUCUUACCAUCUGACAUACUCAGGUUUAGAAGCAACCUGUUGGAUUAGAAAAGUAAUGUGUUUGUGAUUACAUACACUGUAAGUUUGUAAAGAGACGUAGUGCCCUUGAAAAACAUUCUUAUACUAAGUAUUCCUGCUCUGUCAUUAAAUUGAAGGCCAUACUCUAGGAGUGCAUCAUUCGCAUGGUAGUUCAUUCAAACAGUUGGAAUAUCAAAUGCUUCUCCACCCAGCCCUUUAGUAACAGGAGGAGGUGUCAUGUACCAGCCCCAACAGAGACCAUAAUGCAAAUUAAAGCCUUCUUGCCACCAGUGACCAUGCAGUCAUUACCUUUCCUGUGAGUGGUAUUGUGAAAUGUAGCACCAGCUUUUUAUGUGCACUGGGUUAGGUUCCUCACUGCUAAUUAGAUGUGCACUCUAUGGACGGCAGGCUGACAUCAGGUGUCAAUUGAAGCAGCCUCAGUUAGGGCCUCUACUGUUCAGGAUUUGUCAGUUGCUGUUUGAUGAUAACCCUCACACCUAAAAGGGCUAAUCAACUACUGAUCGUACCAUUGUAUUUACCCACAUGGAGUGAUGCAGUGACGUUUAUUUUAUUAGGGGAAGGUGGGGGUAGUUCCUGAUUACCUCUGCCAUGUACUAUUCUUGUUAUGUUCAGUUGAUCAAACAACAGCAGCAUUUCCCAGCUACAUACUUAUUCCCGGGAAAUGUGGUGUGAUGACUGGCUGCACAUACAGCUACUCAGCUAAAUACCUAUCAAUUUACACCUGUUGUUCCUUUGUAACCAAAUCGGCUCCUAUUCAAUAUUUAGGUCAUUUUAAAGGCAUGCUCUCAUGUUCCACACUACAAUUAGGGCUUUCUCACUCUCUGUGAUGUUAACUAAGCCUCAUUAUUCUUUUACCCACCCAAUGACUCACUGGAUGGGAAUAGAGGAGAAUAAAAUAGUAAUAGAACUCAAGGUUUCCAUUCUCUUCACUAACAGUGGCCAAAUAUAAUGUUCUGUUUGUGUAUUUCUACACAACUACCAAAUUAGGCUGAGGAGGAUAUCAGUUGCUUUUUACUUUGACAGAAUUUAGUUAGUUAUAAAUCUGUAAUUGGCACAUUAUUAUCCUCAAUCACACCAGUCUUAUCCCAGUAGUCAGUUCAGUUCCUAGUCCUUCCUCAGAUCAUGAUGCCAGGAGCCUAUUUAUAUGACAGGUCACAUUGGCUACCCUGAGUCAGGUUACUAAGGGAAAACAGGAGCCUCAUGACAAGUUUGAAAGGGGCCUCUACCCUUCAAACUCAUAUCUUAUUCUGCAUCACCUUUUCAAUGCAAUCUUUUUGUCAGAAGGAUAUUAUAUAUCAAAAUAGUUACUUUAUAAUCCCCCUUGCCCCUGUAUUUUUCUCUUUGCGCUUGCCAUAGACUCAAUAGAAACUGCAACUCAAGCCAAAUGGAGCGGCCAUUUCACCAAAUGUCCAAAGGAGUUCAGGAAUUACUGUAUCCAUGGGUCGUGCCGCUUUGUGAAGGAACAGAACACUCCUUCAUGCAGGUACAUCAACUCACCCCACCCUUACUGUGGGCCCCAAUCAUUUAUCUGUACAUAUCCAAGGCAGAUGGUCUCAAGCCAAGAACAUGCUGCAUACUCAACAUUCUCUGCAGUGAAAACACCUGAUUCAUUUGUAUCUAUUUUGAUAACUGUAGCAGAAUUAUUGCACAUUAUUAUUACAAGUAUGAAGUUCAUGUUCUUGAUAAAGAUUUUGUUUUUGUUUUUACUUUUAUGUCUGACAAAUAACAUUGACAUCACUCAUUGACCCUACUGAUUCUCAUUCGCAUUAGAAAGAGACGGAGAUAUCGUGGACGUAGGUCGGGGUGCCUUGUAAGGAUCCGACGUCGAGCGAGUAAACUGCCUCUUCCAUCAAUCCUAUUAGCCAAUGUUCUAUCAUUUGAGAAUAAAUUGGAUGACCUAAGAUUAUGGUUAUCCUACCAACGGGACAUUAAAAACUGUAAUAUCGUGGCUGAACGACGACAUGGACAACAUACAGCUAGCGGGCUAUACGCUACAUCGGCAGGAUAGAACGGCUGACGCCGGUAAGACAGGGGGUGGCGGUCUGUGUAUAUUUGUAAACAACAGAUGAUGCACAAAAUCAAAUACUAAGGAAGUCUCUAGGUUUUGCUCGCCUGAGGUAGAGUAUCUUAUGAUAAGCUGUAAACCACACUAUUUACCAAGAGAGUUUUCAUCUAUAUUUUUCAUAGCUGUCUAUUUACCACCACAAACCAAUGCUGGCAUUAAGAUUGCACUGAAAGAGCUGUAUAAGGCCAUAAGUGAACAGGAAAACGCUCAUCCAGAGGCAGCGCUCCUAGUGGCCGGGGACUUUAAUGCAGGGAAACUUAAAUCCGUUCUACCUAAUUUCUACCAGCAUGUUAAAUGUGCAACCAGAGGAAAAAAAACUCUAGACCACCUUUACUCCACACACAGAGACGCAUACAAAGCUCUCCCUCGCCCUCCAUUUGGCAAAUCUGACCAUAACUCUAUACUCCUGAUUCCUGCUUAUAAGCAAAAUCUAAAGCAGGAAGCACCAGUGACUCAGUUAAUAAAAAAGUGGUCAGAUGAUGCAGAUGCUAAGCUACAGGACUGUUUUGCUAGCACAGACUGGAACAUGUUCCGGGAUUCUUCAGAUAGCAUUGAGGAGUACACCACAUCAGUCACUGGCUUCAUCAAUAAGUGCAUCGAUGAUGUCGUCCCCACAGUGACCGUACGUACAUACCCCAACCAGAAGCCAUGGAUUACAGGCAACAUCUGCACUGAGCUAAAGGGUAGAGCUGCCGCUUUCAAGGAGCGGGACUCUAACUAACGCAUAUAAGAAAUCCUGCUAUGCCCUCAGACGAACCAUCAAACAGGCAAAGAGUCAAUACAGGACUAAGAUUGAAUUGUACUACACCGGCUCUGACGCUCGUUGGAUGUGGCAGGGCUUGAAAACUAUUACAGACUACAAAGGGAAGCACAGCCGCGAGCUGCCCAGUGACACAAGACUUCCAGAUGAGCUAAACUACUUCUAUGCUCGCUUCGAGGCAAGCAACACUGAAGCAUGCAUGAGAGCACCAGCUGUUCCGGAUGACUAUGUGAUCACGCUCUCCGUAGCCAAUGUGAGUAAGACUUUUAAGCAGGUCAACAUUCACAAGGCCGCAGGGCCAGACAGAUUACCAGGACGUGUACUCCGAGCAUGUGCUGACCAACUGGCAAGUGUCUUCACUGACAUUUUCAACAUGUCCCUGGCUGAGUCUGUAAUACCAACAUGUUUCAAGCAGACCACCAUAGUCCCCGUGCCCAAGGACACUAAGAUAACCUGCCUAAAUGACUACCGACCCGUAGCACUGAUGUCUGUAGCCAUGAAGUGCUUUGAAAGGCUGGUGACGGCUCACAUCAACACCAUUAUCCCAGAAACCCUAGACCCACUCCAAUUUGCAUACCGCCCCAACAGAUCCACAGAUGAUGCAAUCUCUAUUGCACUCCACACUGCCCUUUCCCACCUGGACAAGAGGAACACCUACGUGAGAAUGCUAUUCAUUGACUACAGCUCAGCAUUCAACACCAUAGUGCCCUCCAAGCUCAUCACUAAGCUAAGGAUCCUGGGACUAAACACCUCCCUCUGCAACUGGAUCCUGGACAUCCUGACGGGCCGCCCCCAGGUGGUAAGGGUAGGUAGCAACACAUCUGCCACACUGAUCCUCAACACGGGGGCCCCUCAGGGGUGCGUGCUCAGUCCCCUCCUGUACUCCCUGUUCACCCAUGACUGCAUGGCCAAGCACGACUCCAACACCAUCAUUAAGUUUGCUGACGACACAACAGUGGUAGGCCUGAUCACCGACAACGAUGAGACAGCCUAUAGGGAGGAGGUCAGAGACCUGGCUGUGUGGUGCCAGGAUAACAACCUCUCCCUCAACAUGACCAAGACAAAUGAGAUAAUUGUGGACUACAGGAAAAAAAAGAGGACUGAGCACGCCCCCAUUCUCAUCGACGGGGCUGUAGUGGAACAGGUUAAGAGCUUCAAGUUCCUUGGUGUCCACAUCACCAACAAACUAUCAUGGUCCAAACACACCAAGACAGUCGUGAAGAGGGCACGACAAAGCCUAUUCCCCCUCAGGAGACGAUGUCAAAGAUUUGGCAUGGGUCCUUAGAUCCUCAAAAUAUUAUACAGCUGCACCAUCGAGAGCAUCAUGACUGGUUGCAUCACCGCCUGGUAUGUCAACUGCUCGGCCUCCGACCGCAAGGCACUACAGAGGGUAGUGCGUACGGCUCAGUACAUCACUGGGGCCAAGCUUCCUGCCAUCCAGGGCCUCUAUACCUGGCGGUAUCAGAGGAAGGCCCUCAAAAUUGUCAAAGACUCCAGCCACCCUAGUCAUAGACUGUUCUCUCUGCUACCGCACGGCAAGCUGUACCAGAGCGCCAAGUCUAGGUCCAAAAGGCUUCUCAACAGCUUCUACCCCCAAGCCAUAAGACUCCUGAACAGCUAAUCAUUGCUACCCAGACUAUUUGCACUGCCCCCCACCCCCCCCCCCCCACCCCAUAUUUUUACGCUGCUGCUACUCUGUUAAUUAUUUAUGCAUAGUCACUUUAACUCUACCCACAUGUACAUAUUACUUCAACUACCUCAACUAGCCGGUGCCCCUGCACAUUGACUCUGCACCGGUACCCCCCUGUAUAUAUAGCCUCCCUACUGUUAUUUUAUUUUACUUCUGCUCUUUUUUUCUCAACACUUCCUUGUUGUUGUUUUAUUUUACUUAAAUAAAUGCACUGUUGGUUAAGGGCUGUAAGUAAGCAUUUCACUGUAAUGUCUGCACCUGUUGUAUUCGGCGCAGGUGGCCAAUAAAAUUUGAUUUGAUUUGAUGUACUAACCUUGUUUACUGUGACCCUGCUCAGAAUAUAUGCACUUAAAUUAAAACAACAAGGCAGAUAUAUGAUUGGUUUAAUAUGAUCUGACUGCAUUUCAUCAAGCAUCAAAGAAUCACAAUCAGCGAGGCUAGUUCAUUUGGAACAGCUAGAAUAGCAGACCUGACAGAUCAGCAUGUGCUUGUUUUCUCAUAGCCCAGGUGCUUCAAGUUAUUUCUUUGUUUUUCUUUUGGCCACAAGAGAUAGAACCAAUAAACAAAGUUGUUGUGCACAUUUUAAUCACAGCAGGUGAAUUGUGUGUUUGCUCUGUCUCAGAUGUGAAAAAGGGUACAUUGGGUCCAGGUGUGAGUAUGUUGAUUUGGACUGGCGUAUAGGAGACCGGAGGCAGAUCAUCAUAGCCUGUGUGAUAGCAGCAUUGGUCUUCCUCAUACUACUCAUCAUAUUCAUCUGCAUCUGUGCACAGUGAGUACAAUACACAUUCUUUAAGUAGCAAACAGCCAGAUUUACUUUAUGUGACAACCUUCCUGUCUGUGUGAGUAUGUGUGUGUGCAUGAGAGAGCGAAAAAGGUGGACAUACAGCUUCAUCACCUCACAGCCUGUCAAACUAGCCCUGGGAUGGGAUGGAAAGAAUCUGUGUGUGUCCCAUGAAUGGAAAAGUUUUAAUGAAACGCUUGGGGCCAUGUUACCUUUGGUUUUCAUCGAGCUGUAUGUGUCUGUCCUGCUCUCCCCUCUCAUUUUUACCCAAAAGAGAGAUAGAGUGCCAAGCGUUGUAUUAGUUUAACAAAAGAGUCUUGUGUGCUAAAAAGAUACCUUACAUAACUAACCUCCGUGAUACUGGGAGAAUGUUUUGGUGAAUAGCUCAUGUGAGAGUCAAGACAGAUGAUACCAUUCUCAAAUAACAGAAUAAGAAGAUGAUGUCAUCACAAAUUUGAAUGGGUUACUUUCUAAUGUUCUUUUUCUGUCUCAGUCGACAUAAACUUUGCAGGCGGAAGAGGAGAAGGAAAGAGGAGACGAGGAAUGGAACAGAGAAGCUCAAUAUGAUUGUGAUGAACACAAAUGGAACACAUGAAGCUUCAUCAGAUUCAGUAGAAACUUCAGACAUCAAUGCAAUAUGAUGCGGUGUGUACUGUAUGUCUGAGCUUCCAAGACAUCUUGGAUGUUUUUCUGACCUUUGAUACCCAUUUAUCAUCAUUAUCCUUAGUUUGUUCUCUUGUUGUGCCAAGACACACAGCAUCUCCACCUUUUCUGAUUACAGUGGUAUUGUAAAAGACAAUGGAACAACUAACUAGACCCCUCUUGUUGCUGUUGGAAGGUGAUAUUCCCCAGUUGGAUCAAGCCAAGCAUCACGUUAUAAUUCAGCUCACAUCUGAAGGGAGGCCCUGAAUGGGAAUAAAGCCCUGUGCUUGGCACUGCCUAAGCCCAUCCUUGAACACAUUGAUACAUAUUAGACAGACAGAGAGGGAGAGAGGGAGAACAUUACACAAUGUUUCCACACCCUAUAUAGCCCAUUUUGUGUGUGGGCCAGGCCGGUUGCAGGGUGACUUACUGUCUGAAUUUGGCUGUAACAGUCAGAUCAAAGCAGACGUGCAGCUGGUUCCUCACUAUGCCUGCCUGGCUGCCUGCCUCUAA
Messenger RNA from Coregonus sp. 'balchen', 7816 nucleotides. NCBI's taxonomy places the organism in Eukaryota, Metazoa, Chordata, Actinopteri, Salmoniformes, Salmonidae. The record is from the annotation of a GenBank genome assembly.